This is a messenger RNA of Hippocampus zosterae (dwarf seahorse), 1381 nucleotides long. RefSeq names its product transmembrane protein 182-like. NCBI's taxonomy places the organism in Eukaryota, Metazoa, Chordata, Actinopteri, Syngnathiformes, Syngnathidae. The transcript has 5 exons. Bases 374 to 1126 code for a protein of 250 amino acids. Gene Ontology annotation, cellular component: membrane. The record is from RefSeq and is a predicted model, not a curated record.
GAAGAUCCGAGGGUCAUUUGCAUCGGCUGUCUACUUUAUUUUCAAAGUGCUCCUCCAAGAGUAACACCAAACUAAGACAUUUCUUGCAUUCCUUCAAGCUUGCACACUUGCCAUCUUCAGUAGACACAAACAACCAGUCCUCGUUGCUGGGCACACCAGGGGUAAUUUGACCAGGACAGACAUGCUUCCUAAAAUAACUCUGAUACCCCCGCCUGGAGUCCGUACUCACUGGAGCUUGUUUUCCUCCUCAACACUCUCUGCGUGUCAGUGAGUGGUCCAGAGGGGUCUGCAGAAGGGACAACGUCAAGGUGUGACUGAUCUUUCAAGUCUGGAAAGAAGAUACAAUUGUUGUCAAGGAUUUUUGUUUAGAGCUAUGAGGGUGGGAGCUGCAGCCUUAGCUGGGGGGAUAUUUGGCGUAUUGGGGACCAUAUGUUUCUUUCUGGCCUUUAGUACAGACUACUGGUUGGUGGCCCGGGACAACUGCGGACCUUACUCAAGGCACACCACAGAAACAAUAGUAGAAAAAUAUGCCAAUGGGACGGAGCUGCAGUUUGUGAAAGCAGUCACCAUCUCUCCUGCGUAUCUUACCCUCCACCAUGAAGGCUUUUUUUGGCGCUGUCUGUUCCACGUGGAAUCCACCGCAAAUGAAGUCUUGGCGACGUUUUUCACAAACCAACCGGGAUCCAAGGUGUGUGUCCAUGGCUACCUCUUCCCAUUACCAGUUGUGAUUGGACAAGUACCUCAUUCCAGUUAUGAUACUACAGCAGUGUUUCGAGGUUUCUGGACAGUGUUUAUCAUCCUCGCACUGGCCUCGGCUCUGACUGGAGGCUUCCUACUGGUCUGUGGCGUCCCCUUUAUCAGCCAUAAACUCUACAAGCUGGGUGGAGCCUUUCUCAUCAUUGCUGCAUGCUUGUUCCUGUCUGUGUUGGUGCUCUUCGUAUUUUGGAUGGAGGUGGUGGAUGUGAAGCGUUACGUCCUCCAGGAGAGAGGGGAGACAUGUAUCGAUAUCCAGGUCUCGGUGCUCUAUGGCCUGUCGUUCAUGGUGGCUGCAGCUGGCGUGCCCCUGGAGCUCCUCUCUGGAUUGAUCUUCAUGCUUGUGGGACGAGCGCUGCUUGCCAACAAGUGAGCAAGGCCAUCUGGCAUAAGAGAGGAUACAAGUGACCUUUUUGUGUCCUGCGCGGGAAGAGAUUCAUUCAAAAUCACAUUGCUGCAGACAUUUUUGGGGGUGUGGAAUGUAUAAAGAGUCCGUGCCGCCAGAUAGCACAAGAUAGCCCAAUUUUUUUGACAAUGCAGUACGUAUUUUGUUCAAAUAUAAAAUUGAAUUCUUUUGGAUUUUUUUAAAGUAUCUUUUCAUCCUUUAAAAUCAUUUGGGAUUUCUUCA